Pediculus humanus corporis (human body louse) is the source of this 1614-nucleotide messenger RNA. RefSeq names its product cytochrome P450, putative. Lineage: Eukaryota; Metazoa; Arthropoda; Insecta; Psocodea; Pediculidae. The transcript has 8 exons. Gene Ontology annotation, molecular function: monooxygenase activity; iron ion binding; oxidoreductase activity, acting on paired donors, with incorporation or reduction of molecular oxygen. The record is from RefSeq and is a predicted model, not a curated record. Bases 1 to 1614 code for a protein of 537 amino acids.
AUGUCUAAUGUGUCAAAGAUUGAAAAAUUGAAAUCACUGACAAAGCGAAAUAUUAUAAAAUCUCGCGAUUUAAGUGAAAUUAAUAAUUCAUCGUGGAAGCAAGCAAAACCUUAUUCUGAAAUUCCAGGACCUAAACCCUUGCCAUUUGUUGGAAACACUUGGAGAUUUAUACCAUUUAUAGGUGAUUAUAAAAUUCGUUCUAUCGAUCAAUUGACUCUUAAAUUAUAUAAAAAAUAUGGGCCCAUUGUAAAAAUAGAAGGGCUUUUGGGUCGACCAGAUAUGGUUUUUCUUUAUGAUGCUGAUGAAAUCGAAAAAGUUUUUAGAAAUGAGGAACUUAUGCCUUAUCGGCCAUCUAUGCCUUCCCUUAAUUAUUACAAACAUGUUCUUCGGAAAGAUUUUUUCGGGAAUUCAGCUGGAGUUAUUGCUGUACACGGAAAAGACUGGUAUGAUUUUCGAACAAGAGUUCAAAAACCAAUGCUCCAACCUCAAACAGCUAAGCUCUAUGCAAAAACUAUAGAAGAAACAGCCGAUGUUUUUGUUGAAAAAAGUAAAAGGCUUAGAAAUAACUUGUCAGAAGUACCUUUUAAUUAUUUAAAUGAAAUUCAUAAAUGGUCAUUAGAAUCUUUGGCUAAAAUAGCUUUGGAUGUGAAUCUGGGAUGUUUGGACGAACCUCCGAAUCCUGAAACCCAAAUAUUGAUAAAUGCAGUUGUUAGUUUUUUUGAAAAAGUUCCAAUUCUAGAAUUAAAAGUACCUUUUUGGAGGGUGUUUAACACACCUACUUGGAAACAGUAUAUACACUCGUUAGAUACGAUAACAAAUAUAGCUAUGAAGCAUAUAAAUGCCGCCAUAGAAAAUUUGAAUGAUAAAAAUAUUAACAAUAUUGAUAACAACGCAUCUUUACUUCAAAGAAUCCUCGCAAUGAAUAAUGACCCAAAGAUAGCAUCAAUUUUAGCGCUAGACAUGUUUUUAGUAGGAAUAGAUACAACGUCAAGUGCCGUGGCCUCUAUCAUGUAUCAGCUGGCCAAACAUCCGAAAGUACAAGAAAAUCUUUAUAAAGAAGUAAAAACCGUGUUACCUUCGGAGAAUGACAAACUAACAGUUCAGAAAUUAGAAAAUAUGAUUUACCUAAAAUCCGUUAUAAAGGAGACUUUAAGAAUGUAUCCAGUAGUCAUAGGUAAUGGAAGAUGUAUGACAAGAAACAAUGUAAUCAGUGGAUAUCAGAUACCCGAAGGUGUCCAAGUUGUAUUUCAACAUUAUGCAAUUAGCAAUUCUGAAAAAUAUUUUAAAAGAUCAUCCGAAUUUUUACCAGAGCGGUGGUUAAAAAAUACGACAAAUGAAGAAAAACAAGAUUUCGUCAAGUCUUUUAACAAUGAAAAUACCAAUGCACCAUGUGAAUUUGAUAAAAAUUCAGUUCACCCGUUUGCUUCAUUGCCUUUUGGCUACGGAAGAAGAAUGUGUCUGGGAAGAAGAUUUGCCGAGCUAGAAAUCCAAACAGUAAUAGCAAAGAUGAUUAAAUCAUUUAAAAUUGAAUAUCAUUAUGGAGAUUUAAAAUAUCAUAUUGAUACAAUGUAUAUUCCAAAUGGUCCACUAAAGUUUAAGCUCAUAGAUCGCUGA